ACCUCUUGUCGAUUGUCCCGCGACAGUCGACCGUACUACCUUCGCGGGCGAAGUACGCCGCAACACGGGCGAACAACUUCACAUUACGCGCGGAAAAAAUCGUAAACAAAAACUAACCAACUAAAUGGUUCAACUACCAAUAAAAAAUAUAGGUCAAAAAUAGAACAGCCUGUAUGGAGCGCGCGUUGUAGUUCGAAUUUUGAAUAGUGCGCGGUUUUUAAGUUUAGUUUUUUUUUUAAUUUUGCAGUGAAAAUGGGUUUGAAGCCGGAAGAUGAUAAAAGGCCGAGCAAGCUGGCGAUUAUGGAUGAUGUUUCGGAUACACCACGUGGUUUCGGCAAACGGCACUUCGUCACUUUCAUGUUGUUCCUCGGUAUGGCCAACGCCUACGUCAUGCGGACCAACAUGUCUGUGGCCAUCGUGGCCAUGGUCAAUCAUACGGCGCUGCCGACAACCCACGAGGCCACGGACGACGAGUGCGGCUUGGAUACUAGGAACAGCACUGUGACAAUGCAAGACGGAUCAUUUGUGUGGAGUUCCACUCUUCAGGGCUACAUCCUGUCAUCGUUCUUCUACGGUUACGUCAUAACACAGAUCCCGUUUGGAAUUUUAUCAAAGAGGUUCGGAGCGCGCUUCUUUCUCGGUUUUGGUAUGCUAAUCAACUCAGUCUUCGGCUUACUGGUGCCCAUAGCGGCUCAGAAAGGCUACGAGUGGCUCAUCUUGGUCCGCUUUAUCCAGGGUCUUGGUGAGGGUCCUAUAGUGCCGUGCUCUCACGCCAUGUUGGCCAAGUGGAUUCCACCCAACGAGAGGAGUAGAAUGGGAGCCGCUGUAUACGCUGGAGCACAAUUCGGCACGGUCAUCUCAAUGCCGCUAUCCGGUCUCCUGUCUGAAUACGGCUUCUCUGGCGGCUGGCCGUCCAUCUUCUACGUGUUCGGUCUCGUGGGCACGGUGUGGUCACUGUCCUUCUUGUUCCUGGUGUCCGAAGAUCCGGAGCACUGUCCGAAGAUUAAGGAAGCUGAGAAGAAGUAUAUUCUUAGUUCGCUGUGGGGCGCUGCUGGGUCUAGCUCACCACCGAUCCCGUGGAGCAAGAUCCUGCUGUCCAUGCCGUUCUGGGCGAUCAUGCUGGCGCACAUGGGGCAGAACUACGGUUACGAGACCCUGAUGACGGAGCUGCCCACCUUCAUGCGGCAAGUGCUGCACUUCUCCAUCAAGGAUAACGGCUUCGUAUCUGCCCUCCCGUACCUGUGUAUGUGGCUGUUCUCGAUGUUCAUCUCCGUGGUGGCCGACUGGAUGUUGUCCAGCGGACGCUUCAACCACACGCAAGUCAGGAAGAUCAUCAACAGUAUUGGUGAAUACGGCCCCGCCAUCGGUCUCUUCAUCGCCGCCAACACAGGCUGCGACAAAUCCGCCACCGUCGCCAUCCUGGCCAUCGGUGUCGGUCUCAACGGUGGUAUCUACUCUGGAUUCAAGGUGAACCACUUGGACAUCUCGCCGCGCUUCGCCGGCAUCCUGAUGGCGUUUACCAAUUGUCUCGCCAACUUGACGGGUCUAUUGGCGCCCAUUGUAGCUGGAUACAUCAUUGAGGGCAAUCCAUCGCAAGCUCAAUGGCGCAAAGUAUUCUACAUCGCCGGGGGUAUCUACAUAUUCGCGGCUACCUUCUACAACGUGUUCGGCUCCGGCCGAAGACAAGAGUGGGACAACCCUGCCGAGGACGCGGCCCUGGCCCAGAAGGCGGCCGACAAGAAACAAGCCAAGAUAGAUAAGAAAAUGGCGAAAGACAGUAGUGAAGCUGAGACGGCGCAGUGAGAGUUCAAAAUGGCGGAUUGCGUUAGUUGCCAGCUGAAAAAAACAAGUGGACAGUUUAAAACUGUUCGUAUUUGUACUUUCAAAUGUUAUAAUAAAUAAAAAGAAAGCAACUUUAUUGCAAUUCGGACCGUAAGUUUAGUGAAUGACAUUAAAUUUUAAAAAUUAGGUGUAGUAAGAUUUGAUUGUUUCCCGCGGAUUUUAGGGUUGUGUUCAAGUUCUACCCGAUAUGAGUUUUUUUUAAUUACUUUUUUUUACUAUCUGAAAGAAAUAUAAAUUUAUUUUACCAUCCUUGUAAACUAUUUUAUGCAUUUAAUCCGUUGCUAUAGUACGUUACAUUAAUUAAACCAUAGAAUUAAACUAAUUAAUCGUGUAACGAUAAACUGUAAAUAAAUAGGUAUGUAUUAUAAAGUACGUACACGUCUCUCAUUGUAUUUUUAAGAACAAAAUACUUAAAGAGAUGCACAUUAACUAGGCUGUGAUAUUAACUAACAGGAAUUUGAAUAUUUUGCAAUGUUUUCAAGCUCAAAAGCUAUGAACAUUGUUGUUUUUCAAAUAUCCCGAGAACUUAUAUCGGGUGAACGAAAAAAGGAAAACGCUAUUUAUUUAUUAUUACGUAACCUAGUAUUGUUAAUAGUUAUUAAAAGCUUGAAGGAUAUAAGAGACGAGUGAAAGGUGAAUAUGGGUCCAAUUUGCUGGUCUACAUGAGAUUUCAUUCAAAAUACAUGUAAGUACCUAUAUUAAAUGCAAAUAGUGACUUGAUUUUGUAUUUUUAAUGUAAUUGCUGUUAUAUUACUACAAGGCAUUGAAUCGGAUACGUAAAAUAAUGAUUUUAUGGCAUUUUACAUGACGUAUUGAUUUUCCGCAGUUCUGAAACUAAAUGUAUAACGUCGAGAAGAAACGCAGUUCCUAAUAUAAAUCAAAGUUAUUUGCAAUACGUACGAUUAUCAAUCAAUUGUAGUAAUAAUUAAGAUCAGUUGUACAAUAUAUUGAAUUCGUUACCGUCCGUUCCAGUGACGUAGUAAGUACCUAUAUGUAUAAUACCCUCGCAUUAAAAUUAAAGGCAAUUUCUCAAAAAGUUUUUACUAGGUACCUACCGCAGAAUAGUCCUAUUUCGCUACAGAGUUAUUAACUUAUUAUAUCAACGUAACCUAAACCUUUAAAAAACAAGUGAAAACAGCCGUUUCACUAGAUGGCGCCAUCUAGCAAUGAUCAGUGGAAACUGGAAUCUCUCAUGAAAUUUAAUAUUAAUACCUACCUAUAUCAUGGCGGCACGAUUUUUAGUUAGGCCAAGCUAAGUUUUUGGUAACGAUUUUGAUAGCCCAGACUGUGCAAGUGUUAUUUUAAACGUCAAACUUCUAUGAAAUUAUGACGUUUAAAUAACACUUGCACAGCCUGGGCUAUCAAAAUCGCUGCCAACUUAGCUUAGUCUUAACUCUUUUGCAUUCUGUUGCAACUCUGUGGGUAAUACUCUCUAGUAAAAUUGAAUACUUAUUGAGAAAUGAUUAUUAUUUAUACAUACCAUGAUUGUAAAAUGUGUAAAGGUGCCAUUACUUGUUUUAUCAUAUCGGAUUUUGAAUUCACAUCAUAUAAUAUAAUCACCGUAACAUUUGUUUAUCGUUUGGCAAAAUGGGCAUACAUUUUUAAUUACUAAUUCGUGUGCCAAACGUGUUGAAAGUGUAUUUUUUAAUUUCACUGUUCGUUGGAGGCGAAUGUUGUUGCAUUAGAUAAGUCGUUAUGUUUAUCAAUAAGUAAAUGUCAUAUAUUAC
This is a messenger RNA of Cydia strobilella, 3569 nucleotides long. RefSeq names its product putative inorganic phosphate cotransporter (gene Picot). Gene Ontology annotation, biological process: monoatomic anion transport; transmembrane transport. The transcript is spliced from 11 exons. Gene Ontology annotation, cellular component: membrane. Gene Ontology annotation, molecular function: transmembrane transporter activity. The record is from RefSeq and is a predicted model, not a curated record. Bases 253 to 1803 code for a protein of 516 amino acids. Lineage: Eukaryota; Metazoa; Arthropoda; Insecta; Lepidoptera; Tortricidae.